CAGGCUAUAUGGGCGACCGAGGAUGACUACCGGAGUUGGAGUGGAGAACCCUCUGCUGAUACUGUAUCGAAUCCCGCCUAUGGUGAUCGCCAGUCUCAGUCGCAAUCCCGGGCUGGAAGCGAGCAGCCCCCCAGCAAGAAGCCCCGGAAUUCUUUGGAAGGGAAUGGGUCGACGAGCAAGUCCAGGGCAAUUGGGAAAAUGUUCUUUAAGACCAAGCUCUGCUGCAAGUUCCGGGCCGGGACGUGCCCUUAUAUCACAAACUGCAAUUUUGCACAUGGGAUGGAGGAGCUCCGGAAGCCCCCGCCCAAUUGGCAGGAGAUAGUAGCCGCACAGGAGGGGAUGGAGCCGAGAGAGGAGCAUCAGAUACCUAUUCUGACCUCUUCUAAUUUGGGUGGGGAUGGGCAGAGAUCUUAUAAAGGAAGGCACUGUAAGAAGUUUUACACUGAGGAGGGGUGCCCAUAUGGAGAUACAUGUACUUUUCUGCAUGAUGAGCAAUCAAAGGCUCGGGAGAGUGUGGCGAUUAGUCUGUCACCUACAGUUGGAGGUAGUGGAUAUGGUGGUGGAUCAAAUGGGUCCAGUCAGAAGCCUUCAAAUUGGAAAACUAGGAUCUGUAACAAGUGGGAGAUGACUGGGUAUUGUCCAUUUGGCAGCAAGUGUCAUUUUGCUCAUGGGACUGCAGAACUUCACAGAUAUGGUGGGGGGCUUGUGGAGAUGGAAGGCAGAGAUACUCCUUCAGUAGCUACAGAUUCGAAGCAGGCUGGGGCAUCAACAAGGGCUCCUACAGAAACUGUUGUUGCAUCCAUGACAUCAGUUCCUCAUGCAGAUGUUUAUCAUAUGGGAGGUCCUUCACAGAGGUCAACUGUUGUCAGUCAGAGGCAGGGGCUAGGUCAGGGUCAGAGACUUCAGAAAUGGAAAGGGCCAGACAAGAUCAGUAGGAUAUAUGGUGACUGGAUUGAUGAAAGUGAGUAGACUCAUACGUGCUGGUAUAGCAGGGCAUCUGGAUGGAAAAAUAAUAAAUGUAGUCAACUUUACUAACUGCAUGCUAGAACAUAUUGUUGUCUUUAUGUCAUAAUCGCAAUGAAACUGGUGGGUUCUGUAUCUGAAGCGAUAGAAGGGAAGCGCUACACCUUUUUUUGAGUAGCUGAAUCUUAAAUAGCCUGAAGGUUUCAUUAGAAAGACGGUCACUCGUUCUUAUGAGUUGAGCUUGUGAUGCUUGAUGGGAGGGUGUGUGUUCUGUCAUAGCCUUGCUAUUUUCUAUUGCCCUUCCAUAUCAUGAGUGGAAGGUCAUCGAAUUUUCAUGGUACCUGUGAAGUUUCCCCGAAGCAGAACCAUGUGUUCCUUAAAUUUUGUGCUUUGAUGACUGAUUAGGGAGCUCACUACUAAGGCAAGUCAAUAUGUGAUAGCUAGUCGUGCGGUAUCAUCAGCUGGUUCACUAACAGGUUUCUUUGUCAACAAGUGAUGGUGAUCGGUUGAAGAAGGCUUGCCUACUUCGUGCUUAUGGAGUCUAUGGAAGAUAUCUGGCUUGAUUUUGCAGCUUGAUGCAGUAACAUUAGUACCUGUUGUUCUUACAACAAUUCUCGUGUCAAUGUGUAAGCUAGUUAAUGAGUUAUCUGAAGGGUUUUCAUGAUAAAUCAAUGUGCUACUUCUAUUGUUCUUCCAAUUCCAUGCAUCAACAGCUUAUAAUUGCUUUAUUA
Molecule: messenger RNA, 1694 nt
Organism: Elaeis guineensis (African oil palm)
Lineage: Eukaryota; Viridiplantae; Streptophyta; Magnoliopsida; Arecales; Arecaceae
Product: zinc finger CCCH domain-containing protein 56
Molecular function (GO): mRNA binding; metal ion binding
Source: RefSeq, a predicted model, not a curated record